This is a messenger RNA of Anguilla rostrata (American eel), 2076 nucleotides long. RefSeq lists its product as uncharacterized. Gene Ontology annotation, molecular function: oxidoreductase activity. NCBI's taxonomy places the organism in Eukaryota, Metazoa, Chordata, Actinopteri, Anguilliformes, Anguillidae. The transcript has 11 exons. The record is from RefSeq and is a predicted model, not a curated record. Bases 146 to 1240 code for a protein of 364 amino acids.
CGCGCUCGCUUAUAAGCGGCGUGCAAACCUGUCGGACUUGACAUCACUGGGUGUUUCCACGCACGAGAACAUCGGCUGGCUCAAGCGCUUACUCAGAUUCUCUUUACCUGAGCCUCUGCAACGCCGCCGCAAGUCCCACGCCAGUAUGAACAUGAGCAGGUGUCUGAUUACACAACGGGAGGUGCAGAGCUUCAUCGAGGGGUGCAUGGUUGCCGUGGGAACCAAGCCGGGCCACGCCAAAAGCCUGGCGGAGGUGCUGGUGGAGGGAGAUCACCGAGGGCACUACAGUCACGGGCUGAACAGGAUGGACAUGUAUGUGAAGGACAUCCAGACGGGAAUCUGCGAGAAGGACGGCGAGCCCACCAUCGACAAGGAGUCUGCCGCCACGGCGCUGGUCAACGGCAACAACCUGCUGGGGCCGGUGGUGGGAAACUUCUGCAUGGACCUGGCCAUCAGGAAGGCCCGGGAGGUCGGCAUUGGCUGGGUGGUCGCACAUGGCUCCAACCACUUCGGCAUCGCGGGCUAUUACUCCAUGCAGGCGCUGAAGGAGAACAUGAUCGGUAUGAGUUACACCAACACCUCCCCGCUGGUGAUGCCGACUCGAGCCAAGGAGUGCACUCUGGGUACCAAUCCGAUCAGCGUGGCGGCGCCGGCGAAGGACGGGGACAGCUUUGUGCUGGACAUGGCGACGUCGGCCGUGGCGCUGGGGAAGGUGGAGCUCCAUCACCGGCGUGGGGACGGCAUCCCUGAGGGAUGGGGGUGCGACUCGCAGGGAAAGCUGAGCACGGACCCGGGAAAGGUGCUCAACGGCGGGGGCCUGGUGCCCAUCGGGGGCUGCGAGGAGACCGGUGGAUAUAAAGGGUAUGGGCUCGGGCUGAUGGUGGAGGUGUUCUGUGGCAUUCUGGCCGGGGCCCAGUACAGCCGGCACGUCCGCACCUGGAAAGUCACCGACAAAGUGGCUGAUCUGGGUCAGUGUUUUGUGGCAAUAAACCCAGAAAACUUUGCUGCAGGAUUCAAUGACCGGAUGUCCGACCUCCUGACUUUACACAGAAACCUAGAGCCUGCGGAGCCGGAUACCCCUGUUCUUUCCCCCGGAGACCCCGAGCGGUCCAACAUUGAGAAGUGUGCCAAACUGGGCGGGAUCCCGUACCACAUCAACGUGGUCAACCACAUGAAUGGUGUUGCCAAAAAGAUUGGUGUCACCCCCCUGUUGCCCACCAACGUCCCAGUUCCGGAGUAGAGUGCCAUCUCCGAUGAAGCGGAAGCAGUGCAUCAUGGGACUUUUAGCCCUGUUUUUAACGCAUGGCGACUUGGCGGCUGUGUCUGCACGUCAUGAACAUGCAUGUGUUCAGUCUGCAUUCAUCCCUAACAUUCCUAACUUAGUCUGUGGGGGGCUGGGGGGGGCUGGGGGGGGCGGGUACUACUUCUGCAUUCAGUUUAAAGUCCAUGUUAAGGACGUAUGCUGAUUAAAUCCUGGUCAUCGUCUUUUCAUGGUUCAGUUUUUAAAAAUAUAUAUUAUUUUAGUUUGAGUGUAUGUUUUGGCCCAGUCAUCUUUUGUGUAAGAUGAAGGAUGUUUUAGACACUUGCUAAGGUUUCUGCAGACCUGCCUGCUUUACAGUGGUGGGUAUUACGGCAUCUGUGGGUUUGUGCAGGAAUAUACAGUAACCCCAGAGUAGCUUGGACAACAACCCUAUCCCUCCAGAGGAUCUUUCUGUGUAUAUUACCUCCUUCUAAAAAAAAUGAUGUCUUAUUUUCUGUCUGAACUGUUUCCUAAGGCCAUGCAACCUGUGCUCGAGGAUGUUUUGGCACAACUUCCUUUAACAGUAGUGAGGAAGAGUUUGUGCUUUUUGAGAGCCAAGGGAGAAAAAUGUACCAGCCCGAUAUAUUUAAAUAAAAAGAUUUAAAGUUUUUAAUUGUGAAUAAAAGCUAUAUAUAAUUAAUAUGUUCAUAUGCGUAGCCUCUGGAAAGAUAAAAUCACUGUACGAGCUGCUUUGAAGCUAUUUUAAAAAUGCAUUUCUUGCUUUAUACCGCAAUUAUCAUUAAUAUUUUUGAAAAUAAACAUAAACUGACCAAUCA